CUUGUUCUAUAUAGGAGCACAUGGUUCGUGGUUUAGUAAAAGUUUUGUGAUAGAGUUUUAUAAAUAUUUUGUACUUGAGUAGAAUUAAAUUUUAACAAUUUAGACCGAUCAUUUAUGAACUUAUCAGUAAGUUAAAAGUUGUUUGCUAUCGGAAGUAGAAAGAACAAACAAAGAUUAUUGCAAUUCAGUAAAAAAUGGCAUUAAUUAGAAGAGCAACUCAUGCUGGUAGUUGGUACGCAGGUUCUGGUUUGGAGUUAAAUAAACAAUUAGAAGGUUGGUUGGGUGCAGCAGACUUAUCACAUGGACCUGCUAGGGCAAUUAUUUCUCCACAUGCGGGUUACAGCUAUUGUGGAGCAUGUGCUGGUUUUGCAUACCGUCAGAUUAGUCCUGUAGUUGUGCGCAGAAUUUUUAUUCUUGGUCCUUCGCAUCAUGUGAGAUUAGCAGGCUGUGCUCUUUCUUCUGCUUCAAUUUAUCAAACCCCACUGUAUGAUCUACAUGUUGAUCAGCAAGUAUGCAGAGAACUUGAAGAAAGUGGGCAUUUUGAAUGGAUGGAUUUAAACACAGAUGAAGAAGAACAUAGCAUUGAAAUGCAAUUACCAUUUAUUGCAAAAGUUAUGGAAGGGUUUAAAGAUUCUUUUACUAUAAUUCCUAUAUUGGUGGGUUCAUUGAGUCCAGAAAGAGAAGCAUUUUAUGGAAGAUUAUUAGCACCAUACAUGGCUGACCCACAAACAUUGUUUGUUAUUUCUUCAGAUUUCUGUCAUUGGGGACAACGUUUUCGUUAUACAUAUUAUGAUAGAUCUUGUGGUCCAAUUCAUAGAUCAAUUCAGAAUCUUGAUAAAAUGGGUAUGGACAUCAUAGAAACCUUAAAUCCUGCUAUGUUUACGGAUUAUCUUAAAAAGUAUGGCAAUACAAUAUGUGGUCGACAUCCUAUCAGUGUUUUAUUGCAGAUAAUUCAUAACUUAAAAGGGAACACUAAUGGUCAAAGAAUGAACUUAAAGUUUCUUAAAUAUGCUCAAAGCAAUCAGUGCAAUAACAUGAGUGAUAGCUCUGUUAGUUAUGCCAGUGCUUCCUUGGUUGUUGAGUGAUAAAAUAUGGAAUUUUAAUGUUACUAUUAUCAUUCAAAGAAUUUACAGUAAGAAAAAGAUCUUAAAAUACGAAAAAUAUAUUAAGAUCUUUCCAGAUUUUGUUUCAUAUUUAUGGAAACUAAUAACACUUAAAUUAAGUUGCAAUUUAUUAUAUUGCAUGAAAUUUUUUUCUUAAUUAUUUGGAAAAGGUAUCGAUAUUUAUAAUGAAUGUGACAAAUAGAAACAUAUUAUUAUCAAAUUGUUUUAUUUAAAAAUAUUUCGGUAUAUUACUUAUAAGAAAUCAGUACUUCCAGAUUUUCAUUAUGGAAGGAGCUUAAAUGUUUCUUUGCUUUGGUGUUUAGUAUUGCAGUUCCAGAAGUACCAUAUAGUGCAUUUCAUAAAUAUUGAAUACUUUUUACGUGUGCAGAAAGUUCAUCUAUUGACGGAAAAGGAAUUUUUCAUAAAUUAAUAACUGUCCAAAUAACUUUACUACAAUUUUAAAAAUUGUGAGAACUAGGAAAAUAUUUUACGUCGAUAUUAUUAAUUUAAUAUUGUAAUAAGAUAAAUUGGCGAAACAAUAAGAAGGGUAACAAUAUUUUGUUGAUAAAAUAUUAAAAUCCCAAGAUACUUAUAGUUUAAGGCUUUAAUAUAUAAUUCAAUCGGGUCAAAAAUCGUGGGGUACGUUAAAAAGAAAGUUUAUCUAUUAUUUGCCGAAGUUCAUUAGUAAAUAAUAAAUAAAGUGACAGAUAACAAAUUAUUACAAUCAUUUGUUUGCAACAAUUAGGGAUAAUUUCGAUCAUCAAUGUAACCGUUUACAUUGUAUUUUAUUACUUUUAUUAUACUGUCAGGGAAUUAUAAUGAAAUUAAACUUGAACUAUAACUACAAUGAACUCUAAAUGUUUUAAUUUUUAGUUAUUAAUAACUAAUAUUUACUUCCCAUUACUAGGACAAUAAUAAUAAGAAAAUAUUUUGACACAGAUUGCAUUGUUUCUCUCAGGGAUAUGUAUAGACUUAAUGAAACUAAAAAUUUAGGAUUGAAAUUUAUUUCUUUUGUGUCAUUAGUGUGAACAAUCUGCAUCAAACAAUAUUAAAUGAAAUACCAUUACAGAAAUAAGAGUGUACAUCUUAAUCAUGUCCUAUUUAAAACAAAGCAAUGAAAUGAUCUCAUAUCCUUCCUAGCCUACAUCUUGUUAUUUACAAUUAGCAUAAGAAAUUAAAAAUACAAAAAUUAUAUUGUUACAAUGCCGUAACAUAAGUGUGAAGGAUCGGCAUGGAAAGAUGUGUAUAAAAUACUUCAAGUUAUUACUGAUAUUCUUUUACUCUUAAUAAGGUAUUAAGUGUUACGAUAGAGCAUUUUUGUAUUGUGAUUUAUGAAUGUGUAAUCUAUAAAACUCAUUUUGUAAUAAAAUUAACUAACAAUUAUUAUGUGUCAUA
Molecule: messenger RNA, 2498 nt
Organism: Megachile rotundata (alfalfa leafcutting bee)
Lineage: Eukaryota; Metazoa; Arthropoda; Insecta; Hymenoptera; Megachilidae
Product: protein MEMO1
Source: RefSeq, a predicted model, not a curated record